AUGGCGACGACGCCCUCGACGCGCGCGCUGUGCGAGGCGACGUGCGUCGUCGACCGCGCGAUCGCGUCGUGGCGCGCGCGCGACGGCGCGAUCGACGACGCGCAGCGACGCGCGUCGCGCGCGUGCGAGACGCUCGUGGCGCCGUUCGUCGAAGCGCGAGCGACGGGCGAGGACGCGUCGCGCGACGCGAGCGAGGCGCAGCGCGCGGUGAAAGCGCUCGAGAAGCACCACGCGCGGUUGCGAGCGCUGGCGGACGCGCGGGUGAAGCUGGCGCAGGCGACGUACGACGCCGUCGACGACCACAUCACGAGGCUGGACAAAGAUCUCGCGACGUUCGAGCGCGAGCGCGGUUCGGCGCAUCGCGCGGGCGAGCGCACGAAGUUUGAUCUCGCGCUGGCGGGCGAACACGGAUUCGAGGCGCUGACGAACGCGCCGAGCGCGUCGCCGGGAUCCGCGCUCGCGUCGCCGGGGAAUCCAAACGAGCCGAGAUAUUGCGUGUGCCGGAGCGUGUCGGACGGAAAGAUGAUCGGGUGCGAUAACGACGAUUGCGCGAUAGAGUGGUUUCACUUCGCGUGCGUGGGGUUGAAUCCGAACGCGGAGGUGAAGGGAAAAUGGAUCUGUCCGCCGUGUCGCCGGAAGAAGCGCUGA
This is a messenger RNA of Ostreococcus lucimarinus CCE9901, 648 nucleotides long. RefSeq lists its product with no specific name. Bases 1 to 648 code for a protein of 215 amino acids. NCBI's taxonomy places the organism in Eukaryota, Viridiplantae, Chlorophyta, Mamiellophyceae, Mamiellales, Bathycoccaceae. The record is from RefSeq and is a predicted model, not a curated record. The transcript has a single exon.